AUGGUUUGGUGCUGCCCGGGUCUUUUGGUGCUGGCGAGCUUCGAUAGGAGGUCAGCUCGGGUGUUUUGCUCUCGUGGGUCUAAGCCGCCAGGCCGCGGUGACAAGCGCCAACGCCAGCUUCUCGAUCAUUUGAUACCUCCUCUCUGCGUCUUGGAGGACUUUGCUGAUGAAGUAAAUAGGUGUCUGUACCUUCUGGUACUCUUGCACGAUCACUGCGCUGAUGGCGUUUUCCGCUACAGCCAAGUAGAGGAGGAGGUGAAAGAUGAGGUCGGUGAAAGGUGCCAGCCCUCUCUUCCUCCGCGUACAAAUCGCCAAUACGCACGGCGCCUGAAUUCAUCAGCGUGGGCCUUCCACUGCACGAGUAAAGCUAGAAUUCUGACCUGUAUUCCUGGGAUUAUACAUUAUAAUGAUACUAAGAUUCAGUUACUUGAUCUUCCUGGAAUUAUUGAAGGUGCUUCUGAAGGCAAGGGACGUGGGAGGCAGUAUUCUUCAACUUGCAGGAAUCUUACGAGGACCAGUUAUAUUCCUUAUAAAGGUGAAUAUGAAGAACCACCACCAAAGACAGAAGCAACAAGGCUACCACAGGGAACCACAGUUACAGGUGGGCCUGGGAUGCAAGCUGUUUUCUUAGUCUCUGGGCAAGGAUCAUGUGGCACUGGAGUUUCCUUACCCCAAAAAGCAGGCACAAAACCAACUAGGAAGCCAGGAAAAGCUGGUGGCAAAGAAAAAAGUGACGAUGAGAUGCAAGGUGAAGAAGAUGAAGAAGAUAGUGACGAUGAAGAAGAUCAAGAUGGAGAACAUCAAGAGGAUAGUGAAGACGAAGAUCAAGAACUUGAUUAGUCUCAUAGUCUUAUCUUAUGGUGGUGUAGUAUUCAGGUUGUGAUAGAUCGAUACGGAAUUAAAAGCUGCCAUUGGAAAUUUUUCAUAUGAAGCAUUCAGUGGUUGGGCUGUACAAUUCACAUUUGUUAAAAUACAUAAAUUUAGAGUAAUCAAAUGAUGUUGAGUGUGA
This is a messenger RNA of Cajanus cajan (pigeon pea), 1009 nucleotides long. NCBI's taxonomy places the organism in Eukaryota, Viridiplantae, Streptophyta, Magnoliopsida, Fabales, Fabaceae. The record is from RefSeq and is a predicted model, not a curated record.